AUGUGGGCCGUGCCGCUCGCUGCCCUUCUGGCCCUGGUCCCUGUGCCCGGGGCCCGGGCGCUGUGGCUGGGGCGGCUGGACCCCACGCAGCUCCUCGGGCCCUGGUACGUCCUCGCCGUGGCCUCCCGGGAGAAGGGCUUCGCGCUGGAGAGGGACAUGAAGACCAUCGAGGGCGUCGUGGUGACCCUCACCCCCGAGAACCGCCUCCAGCUGCUGUCCUCACGGCACCGGCUGGAGGGGUGUGCCCAGCAGGAGGUGGAGCUGGUGAAGCAGACUUCCGGCUGGGUCUUCGAGAACCCCUCCCGCGGCGUGCUGGAGUACCGCGUGCUCGGCACCAACUUCAGAGACUUCGCCGUGGUCUUCACCCAGCUGGAGUUUGGGGAGGAGUCCUUCAACACCGUGGAGCUGUACAGUCGCAGGCAGACGGCCAGCGGCGAGGCCUUGCGGCUCUUCAGCAAGUGGAGCAAGGGCCUGGGCUUCCUGUCCCAGCAGCAGGCGCAGCUGCGGAAGGACGUCACCUGCGCACAGAAGAUCCUCCAGAGGCGCCAGGUGCCUGCUGCCGGUGAACCGGCCCAGGGCUGUCGCUGGGACGUGUGGUGA
Molecule: messenger RNA, 600 nt
Organism: Lepus europaeus (European hare)
Lineage: Eukaryota; Metazoa; Chordata; Mammalia; Lagomorpha; Leporidae
Gene: LCN6
Product: lipocalin 6
Exons: 7
Coding region: 1-600 (199 amino acids)
Molecular function (GO): small molecule binding
Source: RefSeq, a predicted model, not a curated record